Molecule: messenger RNA, 528 nt
Organism: Metschnikowia bicuspidata var. bicuspidata NRRL YB-4993
Lineage: Eukaryota; Fungi; Ascomycota; Pichiomycetes; Serinales; Metschnikowiaceae
Exons: 2
Coding region: 1-528 (175 amino acids)
Cellular component (GO): Golgi apparatus
Source: RefSeq, a predicted model, not a curated record
AUGUCGCUUUCCCUCGCCAACCUUUCACUCGGCCAGCUUUCUGACCGCUUGUCGCUCGACCGCAUCAAGUCGGACGUCAGCUCACUCCAGACGACGCUCUCCAAAGUCAGGCCGCCGCAGGAGUUCUUGGACUACCGGCGCCUUUCCAAACCCGCCAACUUGGGCGAGAUCCAGAGCAGGGUCGGGUACAAUUUGGGCUACUUCCAGGCCAACUACAUCGCCAUUGUGUCCGUGUUGUCCGUGUACGCGCUUGUGACGAACUUGUUGUUGUUGUUUGUGAUUUUGUUCGUGUGCGGCGGUAUUUUCGGGAUCAGCAAGUUGGACGGCGACGACUUGGUGUUGCCCGUGGGCCGCUUCACGACGUCGCAGCUCUACACGGGGUUGUUGAUUGUGGCGGUGCCUUUGGGCUUUUUGGCGAGCCCCAUUUCCACCAUGAUGUGGUUGAUCGGUUCGUCGGCCGUGUCGGUCUUGUCGCAUGCGUCGUUCAUGGAGAAGCCCAUCGAGACGGUGUUCGAGGAGGAGGUCUAG